Polypterus senegalus (gray bichir) is the source of this 5965-nucleotide messenger RNA. Its product is annotated as thyroid adenoma-associated protein homolog. NCBI's taxonomy places the organism in Eukaryota, Metazoa, Chordata, Cladistia, Polypteriformes, Polypteridae. The record is from RefSeq and is a predicted model, not a curated record. Gene Ontology annotation, biological process: tRNA methylation. Gene Ontology annotation, cellular component: cytosol.
UGAAGUCGCACACGUGGGAGAUAUGGCUGCCGAGUGAAGUCUGUCUGUGGAUUGUAUUCUGCCUUUAGAACCUGGAACCACGAUAGAAGUCUUGAAACACUAGAAUGAAAAAAUGGUUUUAAAGAAGAAGAAGAAAGAGGAAUUUAAAGCUGGGUCAUUUGUUCUGGAAGAUGGAACGUUUGAAAAACUUCAAGAUACUGAAGGAGGCCCAGUGGGUAAGGAGAUAAUGGCAAUCUUACAGGAAUGUGCCCAAAAGAGAGAUGGAAUAUUCCAGAUCCAACUGAUAAAGAAGAUUGGUCCCCUUUUCAGGAAACUCCAAGGGCAUGUGAUGGAGGCUGAGGCAAAUACACCUUUACUCCAUGACCUCCUGCAGAUUUUAAUAGCACUUUACUUUUCAGUUGACUCCAAAAACCCACAAAAGAAAGCUUUGAUGAGUGUGCUUCUCAGCAUUCCAGAUGCACUACAGCCCAUAGCUGUUAGGUUUAUGGUCCAGUGUCUCAAGGAGCAGUUGCAGUCUGAGAGCCCAGCAUUUUAUAGACCAGUAACUGAUGCUAUAGCAGCCUGCACAGAGAACAGCUUUAAUCUUGGGCACAUGUGUAUUCAGGCGAUGCUAUUGGAAGUCUUCCAGUUUCUUCAGAAAGCACUGUCUCAGUACCAACUCCAGAACAGAACCCUUAGAGGAAAUCACAUUGCACAGGCCCAUCUGAUGCAGGAUUGCCUGGCAGCAGUGAAGACGGCAAUGGUAGUGACACAGAAACAGCAAGAACCUAUCCAUGAAAUGCUGCACAGCCAGGCAAACUCUCCUCUCUGGGACGUAAUGAGUGGCCUCCUCCAAAGUUUUUCAGAGGUGUUAUGUGAUGAUGACUUCUUACAGACAGUUCAGAGUACAGCUGGAAUGGCAGUCGUCCUCUUCAUGAAAACUAUGCUGAAGAACAAAGAAAAUCUUGCAGAAUUGGUUGGUAAAUUAUUGAAUGGAACAUGGAGUGAGGAGUCUUACAUUCCUUUGAGGCUUUCCAGUAGCUGUGCCCAGUUGUUUGAACUUGAUCGUUCUGAAACUGUGGCUCUGUUCUUGUGCCAUGGCGCAUUGGCAAUGCUGGACUGGAAGGAUAAAGUCCAGGGAUCCAAUGGAGAGAAACUGUUGCUGCAGAUCCCAUCAACUUUGAUAACACUAGACUCUCGACAUCAAGAGUCUAGCCUGGCUAUGUCAUUGUCACGAAUACUCAGCAUGUGGACUUCAGUUACUCUUGAUGUUCUGGAGUGCUGCUCACAACCCCUUAAGGAUACCUUGAAAGGAAGUUCACCGUUGGCAGUAAGCCUCUUGGAAUAUGUUUAUUCCCACUGGGACCAUCCUUUGGAUGGCAUACGGCAUCAAACUAAGACCAUAUUCCGGAAUAUUUUACGAAUGCACAGAACAGCCACUGGCAAACAGGACCCAAACACUGACCCUUUCUUUAUCAGCCUCACACAGAAUUUGCUGUCGUUGGAGUGGCACAUUAAAGGGAAGUAUGCCUCUCUCAGUUGCCUAGUGGAAUUCAUAGGCCCUGGCAGUCUUUUGGCUGCUGCAUCUGACAUUCCUGCACAACUUCUUGCCCAAAUAGGUGAUCAGUCCCUUGCGCCCUAUGCUAGUGACCUCCUUGAGACUAUGUUUGUCAGUCACAAAACCCAGCUAAGGUCAUCACAAGCUGCCUGGCUAGAACAUUGGCACAAAACCUGGGUUGAACCUCUGAUGUCUGUCCUUUGUGAAGGGCAUCUUGAUCAGACCUCCUAUAUCAUUGACUACUGCCUUCCACGGAUACUUAAGUGUAGUCCAGAAAGUUUAGCCCACAUGAUUGAACUACUUCAGGAUAGUGGCAACAAUAAAACAGGAUCCAAAAGUGAAAGGGGAACCCUGGGAGCAUUGAUGACUUGUCUAAGAGCAGCUCGAGCACAUGGUGUCUUGGAAAUAUCAGAGGACAGCUAUUGGAGUGAACUCUUACCAAUUACUCUCUUGAGACAGGCACUGGUUAACAAACAUGAUCAGGUGCGCCUUGAUGCUUUGGGUUUUCUCUGUGAAAGCCACCGCAGCACUGAGGUGCUGACCAGCACAGAAAUGGAUCUUAUUCGCCUUUUCCUGCCCAACAAUCUGAACAGCCAGGCGCCAGCAAUAAGACAACAGAUAGUGUGCCUAAUGAAAAAGCUUUUUAGCAGGAUACGAGACAGUGCCCAGCCAUUGCAGAAAAGAGCAGACCAAAAUUUGAACAAGCCAGAAGUGACAGAGUGUUUACCUGAAACAGAGACUCUUAAAAAAUAUAAGGAGUUCUUGAUUUGGGUAUGCAGCAGUCUCUUUCAUGCACUUUUCCCAGGAGCCUCCUUCCCAACCUGCUUUUGUGCCCUGCACCUACUGAAUCUGCUGGCAGACACAUUCACAUUUUUGCCUGGAGGUCUGUUUGGGCUCAGUGAGUUCCUGAUGCGUGAACAUGUGGAGGUUGUACUGGAGUGCUUAGCACAUAGCUUUGAAGAAAUCAAAAUCUUAUCAUUUGGCCUCCUCAUGAAAUUUCCCACGUCAUCACUUGACUUCAAGGAUGAUGCUCGUGUUAAAGAUCUCUUCAAAGCUGCUCUGGCUUUAAGUUCUAGCACCAAGCCUUUUGACUGUGUGACUGCAUCUUAUCUGCUGCGUCUGCUGGUGCACCACUGUGAGCUUCAGAGUGCACUCAGUGGAAAAGUAGAUAUAAAGUCAAAUGGCACUGUGUUGGAGUUGAACACUUUAUGUGUUGUGAAGCUGUUACUGUUGGACUUGACCUCUGAGGUUGCACAAGCAGAGACAUCUUUGCUGCAUGCAGCUGCCACACAGCCUCUAUAUGGUCGUGUUCAUUGUAUUGUGGCACUCCUCCAACAGCUGGAGACUAAGUCCCUUACUCUAAUCUCUGAGUGGAGAGCACUCUGUACUGACUUGAUUGCUGUGUCCUAUAAGAUGUCUGCAGUUGUAUCCCCGGUGGUGCAAAGCUCUUCUCCAGAAGGACUUAUUCCUAUGGACACAGACUCUGAGGUUUCUAGCAGCCUGCAGGAAAUCUUGAGAGAAAUCCAGCCUCGAGACACCAAUAACUUCUUUUCAGGGGCUCGGCUACUGGGUGAAGAGCAAGAAGUGGAGAGCAGCCAUUUGAAAAUUAAAGAAGGCAGAAGUCCUUCUCUUCAGGUCACUGCUCAGAUGGUCUUGGUCUGUUGUUGGAGAUCCAUGAAGGAAGUGUCCAUACUUUUGGGGAUUCUUUGCCAGCAACUUCCACUGCAGGUAUCCUCUGAAAGAGCAGAUGGUCUCCUCAGUGUCCAGCAGGUGGAAGAAAUUGGACAAUAUUUCAGACAGCAGCUCCUGCAAUCCAGGCACCGCGGUGCUUUUGAGCUGGCUUAUGUGGGAUUUGUAAAACUUACGGAUAUGCUGAGCAGGUGCCAGGUAGAGAGUCUGCGAAAAAUGCCUGAGCAAUGGCUGCAGGAUAUAUUGGAGGAGGUGACAUGUAGCGGCCCCAGCUCUAAACUCUGUGCCACACGCCGUAGUGCUGGGAUCCCUUUCUAUGUACAGGCACUCCUGUCUUCAGAACCCAAGUCGUCCACAUGCUUUCUUUUGAAGACCGCUAUGAAACAGCUGAUUGCACUAGCUCUGCCAACCAGUGCAGCACAGAAUGACUAUAGUGCUGUUCCCCAGGUCCAUGCAAUGAAUAUUCUCCGAGCUCUUUUCCGGGACACACGGCUUGGGGAAAAUAUUGUGCCAUACAUUGUGGAUGGGAUGAAAGCAGCAAUACUGGGAUUCACAUCACCUGUUUGGGCCGUGAGGAAUUCUGCGACUCUUCUAUUCAGUGCUGUAAUGACCAGGAUGUUUGGAGUAAAAAAAGGAAAAGAUGAAUCUUCCAAGAAAAAUAGGAUGACAGGCCGUGAAUUUUUCAGCAGAUACCCGGCACUAUACCCUUUUCUACUUAACUGCUUGGAGGCUGCCUCUGAAGAAAACCAAAGGCUACAUCCUAACCUUUUUCUCCUGCUGCUUAUCCUUGGCCGACUCUAUCCCUCCCCAAUGGAUGGAAGCUAUUCUACACUGAGCCUGGCACCUUUCGUUCCUCUUAUCAUCAGGUGUGGACGUUCUCCAGUAUACAGGUCCAGAGAGAUGGCUGCACGGGCUCUUGUCCCCUUUGUUACUGGUAGCCAAGCACCUUUAAUCCUCCAGCAACUGCUUCAAGAUCUUCCAGACCACCCAGGCACUGCUGUCCCCCAAAACUAUCUCCAUGGAACCCUCUUACAGAUCCUUUAUUUGUUAAGAUCUCACCUGGAGUCGAGACAAAGAAGUGAUAUAGAGAACCUACAAGUUAUCGGAGAUCUCGCCUCCCAAAUCCACUCUAAGUUCUGGCUGGCAUCAAGAGUGAACCCCUGCUAUAUUACAAGAGCGUGCUUUCUGGACAUUGUGACCUGCCUUAACAAAGCUUACAGAGCUUCUGCGUCUGAAGAGCUUAAAGAGUUGUUACAAGCAACUGUCUCUGAUUCAGAGCUCCUUGACCUCUCGUCUUGUUCAGUGGAGACUCCAGGAUGGACACAGUACUUAAUCAGCAUCACUUCGGUUGCUUUGUCCAUUAAUCCACAGACCCAGCUGAAUACACUGUUUGAACACCUUCUACAAAAUAAUGUCUAUGAGGUCCGCGCACUUGUGCUAGAUGCAUUAGUCAAAUGGAUACAAGGUUUAGAUGGCACCACUGAACACAGCUCAAUGUCUCAAGUCAAAAGCAUUGUAAGGAACAUGGCCCUUCAAGAAUUGCACCCUAUCUGCCUUGGGAAGGUGCUCAGGAUCCUCUCCUGUUUGAACAUGGAUUCUCUCCUGCCAUGGACCACAGAGUCGGGAACAAUGAGCUUUGGCGAUCUCCUGAAGUGGGCCGUUUCAUUGACAGAAUGCUCUGUACACAGUGAGGAGCUCUUCUGUGAUGCUCUCUUUUUCACCUCCAAGCUUAUUCUCUAUCUUGUACAGUGUGAUUGCAAGGACCUAAGUGAUUCCAUGCUACCUGAUGUACAAAGAUGGGUGACACUCAUGGCACAGUGCUGUGAAGAGGCACAGUCGUGUGAUGUCAAGAUGACAGCUGCAGAUAUUUUGGUUAGAGCCACAGCAUCCAUAUUGUCCAAUGUCAGGCUAACUCUGGGUCUUCAGGAGACUUUAACACUGUGGAGGAUUCUCUUCACACUUCUUCAGGAUGAAGAUCAAGAUGUAAGGGAAUGUGCUGCUGACUUUAUAGGAGAAGUGACGUCAGAGUUGACUGUUGAAAUACUGACAGAUAUUGUCCAUCCAGUUGUGGCAUUAGACAAGGGCCUAAGCCUGCUGUGUCAGCAGUUCAAGCUUUGGGACCAAACCUCUUCUGGUAUAAUCGUUUUGACAGAGUGGCUGCUGGGAGAUGCAUAUCCAAAGGAAAACACAGAGGAAGACUGCAGUUUGGUUGAUGAGGAAUACUUGUUUGAAAAAGGAGAGGUGAAUAUGUGGGCAGAGAAACUGGUUUAUAUUCGAAUGCUGUUCAAGCAUUUGUCUAAGCUUCUUGCCUCUGCUCAGCCUGUUUUGUUUGAUGAGGAGGAAGUGUCUCAGUUAUUAAAACUCGCAUCAAGCCGAGAAAGGAGUGUUAAGCAGCUCCUUAAGCAAAUGCCACCCUUUCCAAAGUUUUCCAAGACUUAUGAUUUUAAUCAGGUUCAUAUUGAAGAAGAGAGGAUAGCUAGCGCCCUGACGAUCUUGAACUUGCUGCAGUGCUCAGUUGUUGAGGACUCUCCCACACCCCCCCCCUCUCUCAGUUGACUAUAGUGACCUUGUUGCCUCCCAUUCUUCCUGUGUCUCAUAUUUCCACAAGUUAAUGAGUGACAAACAGAACUGCAACAGGCCCUUUAAAUACAGGUAUGUUUAAGAGUGCAGGUGUCACAUUGGGGUGAACUCUUCUACCCUCCUCCUCGUUUCUCUAAUAAAGAUUUUUUGUUUUUUUUA